UCUCCUGGGACUGCAGGGAUUAUUUACAGGGAGCUCGCCAACCAAACACAACAGUCUAAUUUAACCUUUCCAAAUCCUCGUAAAUUUUUACAGCUGGGAGCCACGACGAGGUAAACGAAUCUGUUGGUCGUUCCCAACUUCCCACCAGCCUGUGUGGCUUCUGAAACAAUAACUCCUUAUGAAAUAUCAUAAAUAUAGAUUUAAAUACAGUAGAGCGAGAAUGCGAUUUGGCUGAUUUUUUAUAGCUUCAAUUAUUGUCUAAUUUUAUGUGAGGGGCUACGCUGGCCGCACUCACACGCGGGACCUGCGCCUUGCUGAUGGCGUGAUUAAUUGUGAUAUAAAAUAGUCCGUUUAAGAAGUGUGUGUCUGGUGGUAGCGGUGGGAGGGGAGCAAGUCCAGAGGCAAGGCCAGAUUUGAUCUUUUAAUCUUCGUUGGCCACAAUUAAAACAAACCCGAUCGUGGAGCGCCGCGAUCCCUUUGCAUAAAAACAUAUGGCUUUUGCUAUAAAAAUUAUGACUGCAAAACACCGGGCCAUUAAUAGCGUGCGGAGUGAUUUACGCGUUAUUGUUCUGCCAGGCGGACACGUGACGCAAGCGGCCAAUAGGGGCGCGAGCGCAGGCAACUUAUUAGGUGACUGUACUUCCCCCCCUGGUGCCACCAAGUUGUUACAUGAAAUCUGCAGUUUCAUAAUUUCCGCGGGUCGGGCCGGUCGGCCGGGCGCGGGACACUGCGAUGGCCACCACCGGGGCCCUGGGCAACUACUACGUGGACUCGUUCCUGCUGGGCGCCGACGCCGCGGACGAGCUGGGGGCGGGCCGCUACGCUCCGGGGGCCCUGGGUCAGCCCCCCAGGCAGGCAGCGGCGCUAGCUGAGCACCCCGACUUCAGCCCAUGCAGUUUCCAGUCCAAGGCGGCGGUGUUCGGCGCCUCGUGGAACCCGGUGCACGCGGCAAGCGCCAACGCGGUGCCCGCGGCGGUGUAUCACCACCAUCACCACCACCCCUAUGUGCACCCCCAGGCGCCCGUGGCGGCGGCGGCGCCAGACGGCAGGUACAUGCGCUCCUGGCUGGAGCCCACGCCCGGCGCGCUCUCCUUCGCGGGCUUGCCCUCCAGCCGGCCUUACGGCAUUAAACCUGAACCGCUGUCGGCCAGAAGGGGUGACUGUCCCACGCUUGACACUCACACUUUGUCCCUGACUGACUAUGCUUGUGGUUCUCCUCCAGUUGAUAGAGAAAAACAGCCCAGCGAAGGCGCCUUCCCCGAAAACAAUGCUGAGAAUGAGAGCAGCGGAGACAAGCCCCCCAUCGAUCCCAGCAACCCGGCUGCCAACUGGCUCCACGCGCGCUCCACACGGAAGAAGCGCUGCCCCUAUACUAAACACCAAACGCUGGAACUGGAGAAAGAGUUUCUAUUCAACAUGUACCUCACCAGGGACCGCAGGUACGAGGUAGCCCGACUGCUCAACCUCACCGAAAGGCAGGUCAAGAUCUGGUUCCAGAACCGCAGGAUGAAAAUGAAGAAAAUCAACAAAGAUCGAGCAAAAGACGAGUGAUGCCACUGGAGUUCAUUUAGAAAACAGAGACGGAGCUAGAGAGAAAGAGAAAGGACUGCCCGUCCCCUUCUCCCACCCCCAUUCCGAAACCCAAGCUUCCAGCACCCCGCACAAAGCGGCUCUAACCCAGGCCUCAUCCCCCCUGGCAAACCCUUCUCAGGCGGGCUACUUGGCCUGCCGCUUUGAUGGAGGAGGUAUUGUAAGCUUUCCAUUUUCUGUAAGACAAAAAAGAAGAUGAAGAAGAAGAAAAGGGGGCAUUAGGGCUGAUGGCUGUGUGUGCUAGCUUGUAUAUAUUUUAUAAAAUCUACCUGUUCCUGACUUAAAACAAACAAACAAAAAAAACUACCUUUUUAUAAUGCACAACUGUUGACUGCGGGCUGUAUAGAUUUUAGUCUGUGUAGUUAAUUUAAUUUUCUUUAUGUGGGGCAGAGCUAUCUGCCCAGAUACUUGAACACUGUGUUUUAUUGUGGUAAUUAUGUUUUGUGACUCAAACUUCUGUGCUGGGUGAAGCACCCGUUGUGAUUGUGAAAGCUAGAAUUCAAUUUGAACUCAGGUUGUUUAUGAGGGGGAAAACAGUUGCAUAGAGUAUAGCUCUGUAGUGGAAUAUGUCUUCUGUAUAACUAGGCUGUUAACUUUUGAUUGUAAAUUAGCUGUAAGGGUUUCCCAGUGAAAUAUUUUUUUUUUAAAGAAAGGGUUCUCCGGAUGUGUAGAUUCAUGGUUUUCUUCACUUUUGAGAAUCGGGCAUUUUAGGUUAUACAUGCUCUACUGACCUGUCUUGUCCAUUGUAUAUGUAAACCACAUAUUAAAGAAAAAACAAUCAGACCAGCUGGAAUAUUGUUUUUGCACCAAACAGUGAGGAUGUUCGGAGCUAUACAUAUGUGCAGAAGGUUACUACCUAUGGUUUACGUUUAAUUUUAACUGGGGGGGGGAAUGAAUGCUUAUUGUAAUGGAGUUAAUUUUAUUGAUAAUAAAUUAUACACUAUGAAACCGCCAUUGGGCUACUGUAGAUUUGUAUUCUUGAUGAAUCUGGGGUUUCCAUUGGGCUAAACAUACACUGUAUAUUUUGCAAUAGUUACCUCAAGGCCUACUGACCAAAUUGUUGUGUUGAGAUGAUAUUUAACUUUUUGCCAAAUAAAGUAUAUUGAUUCUUUUCUA
Hipposideros armiger (great roundleaf bat) is the source of this 2706-nucleotide messenger RNA. It is a transcript of the gene HOXA9, whose product is annotated as homeobox A9. Gene Ontology annotation, cellular component: nucleus. Gene Ontology annotation, biological process: embryonic skeletal system morphogenesis; DNA-templated transcription; regulation of transcription by RNA polymerase II. NCBI's taxonomy places the organism in Eukaryota, Metazoa, Chordata, Mammalia, Chiroptera, Hipposideridae. Gene Ontology annotation, molecular function: RNA polymerase II cis-regulatory region sequence-specific DNA binding; DNA-binding transcription factor activity, RNA polymerase II-specific. The record is from RefSeq and is a predicted model, not a curated record. The coding region runs from base 733 to 1551 and encodes 272 amino acids. The transcript is spliced from 2 exons.